AUCUGAUUGGCUGUUGACUUAUCAAAUACCUCACCUGGAGCAGUGGAUUCUUCCAAGCUUACCUUUUUUUACCUGGAAGUGGUGGAGUUUGCAGGUGACUCUUGAGCAGCCAUGUUUGGACUUGGGGCAAGCCUCCACUUUCCAGAAGCCGGGUCCUGGUGGCGAGACCCUCCACCUUUGACCUCGGCGGAUUCCCCGUGGGACGUGGCCGAAAUCUCAGCCUGGCAGAAGCAUUUGGAGGAACAGACCGCACUGAGUCCCUUGGAAGCCGAGACAAAGGAUCUUCUGCAGAAGGAGGAGGAUCCGGAGCUAGAAGCCAUCAAGGCAAAGGUUCGGGAGAUGGAGCAAGAAGAAUGGCUCCAGGAGCUGCAGACUAAGAGUCUCCUCCUGAGUUCGGAUCCAGGUCUUCUUUUGCACAGGACAACCGAGGAGAAGGUGGAAGCUGACCAGCGCUCCAUCUACGUGGGGAACGUGGAUUACGGAGGAACAGCAGAACAGCUGGAGUCGCAUUUCAACAACUGCGGAAAGAUAAACCGUGUGACCAUCCUUUGUGACAAGUUCUCUGGCCAUCCGAAAGGAUAUGCCUACAUUGAGUUUGCAGACAAGAGCUCAGUCAAGGUAGCCAUGGAGCGGGAUGAGAGUGUAUUCCGGGACCGCGUCAUUAAGGUCUUGCCCAAAAGGACCAACAUGCCUGGCAUUAGCACGACUGACCGUGGCGGAUCCCGGGGUCAUUUCCAUGGACGGGGCGCCUUGCCACGCCGGGCUGGGUUCAAUGGAGCCCAACGUGCGAGGCCACGCGGAAGGGUCUACAGGUGAGUGCUUGGGGA
Messenger RNA from Anolis sagrei ordinatus, 827 nucleotides. NCBI's taxonomy places the organism in Eukaryota, Metazoa, Chordata, Lepidosauria, Squamata, Anolidae. The record is from RefSeq and is a predicted model, not a curated record.